Molecule: messenger RNA, 2094 nt
Organism: Aspergillus nidulans FGSC A4
Lineage: Eukaryota; Fungi; Ascomycota; Eurotiomycetes; Eurotiales; Aspergillaceae
Exons: 2
Coding region: 1-2094 (697 amino acids)
Source: RefSeq, a predicted model, not a curated record
AUGGACGACGGCCCGCCGCCUCCCCCUCCUCCCCAUGGCGAGAAGCCAAAUACAACCCACGGCGAGUACCGAAAAGCAUCAGAUCUCCCGCAAGGAAACUAUGAUAUCUUCAUAAUACCUCCCCACUCAGCGGGGUCUGGGUUCCUCUAUCUCCCAUCCUUACAAUGCCAGCGAAAUAGCUUCAUUGCUGGCGCUGCCUGCGCGCUCGUGGCAGUCUACAUCUGGGUGACACUAACUCCAAUGAUAAAGCUCUGGUAUGCGACAACAGUGGCCAGUGGAGGAGGCGCCGGUAUUGCUAUUCUCGCUGUUGGCGUUGUAGGGCUCGCAGGGUGGGCGUUCGGCAAUUAUCAGGCUGGCAGCGGUGGAAUACCUCGGCCAGGGCCUGGAUUUGGGGGCAACUGGUCUGGAUCUAGUGGACCAGGCGCAUCUGGCCGGAAUGCUUCAGGUGGUAGUGGAACGAACUACUCAAGGGGAGGGAACUUUGAGGGUCAAGCUGGAGGAGCACAUCAACAGGGUAAUUACAGCGGUCACUUCGCUGGUGGGCCCCCACCAGGAAAUCAGUAUUCGGGAAAUCAGUAUAGGACUAAUAAUGAGCCGCCACCGCAGACUACCACUGGUCCUAAUGGAAACACCAACACUGCUCCUGGUCCUACCCCAGGCCCGAAGCCUGGUGGUGCUGGUACCAAGCCGGCGAGUUCUGGCCCUCAAAGCGAAAGCAAACCACAAACUGCGGAAGACUGGGAGAAGGCUCGAGAGGAAACGAGACGAAAAGAGGAUCUGAGGCGAAAGAUGGAGGAGUUUAAGCGGAAACGAGAAGCGGAAGCUCGCGAAAAGGAGAGGCAGCGGGAGAAGGAGAGAAUGGAACAGGAACUGCGUGAGCGCAGAGAACAGCUGGAGAGAGAAAUGGCGGCCGCGCGAGAAGCAGCCGCUAGAGAAGCAAAGCUACAAGCAGAGAAGGAAGCAGCGGAGCUUCGUGCGCGGCUAGAGCGCGAGGCAGCUGAAGCGAAACUUAAGGCGGAGAAAAUCGCCGCCCAGGCUCGACAAAGGGAAAUAGAGGCUCGAAUGCGCGCUGCACGAGAGGCAGCGGAGGCAAAGGCCAAGAGAGAAAAAGAGGAGGCGGAAGCAAAGGCUAAGAAGGAGAAAGAGGAGGCGGAAGCAAAAGCCAAGGCCGAGAGAGAGGCCGCAGAGAAGGAAGCGGCUGCAAAGGCAGCUGCAAAGAAAGAAGCUGACGCCAAAUUUGCGGCUCUUAAAGAAGCGGCGGCGAAGAAAUAUGCUGAGAAGAAGGCAAGGGAUGCACAGGAAGCAGCCGCAAAAGAGGCUGCGGCGACAGCCUCAAAGGUAUCCAGCGCAUCGGCACCACCACCUCGAACUCCAUUACCGAAGAAACCGACAGUUCCUCCGUCAAAGGCUAGUGCGCCUGCGAUGGAUGAAGAAGAUGCAUACUCAUUUCGACCCUACGAUAGACCUAGACGCCCAUACGGAGGAUCCGUGUACUCUGAGUCGUCCUACGCACCAUCGCAGUCAACAGCACGCACCACCCCACCUCCAUCCAACCGGAGCGCCUAUGAGACCAAGGACCCUGACAAGAUCGUCAUUAGGGGUGUGUACGCCUUCAAUCAAGCGUUCCUUCGCACUCCAGUGGCCCAGCUAGUGUCAGGUCAGAACAUGGUGACAGAUGGGCUAGUGCUGCGCAUUACGACGGAAGGCCUCUUUAUCGACGAUGACGUCCGUGGUGUCCCCCAGCGAGAAUGGGACGUCAAGGCAUGGACAAUGAAACUUGUCGAGGUAUGGUGUCCGCAAGUUGGACCUCCAAAACCGAAUGCUCCUAAAGCAAACCAGGCGUUCUUUCGCCGCAGCACCAACGAGGCACCAUCUUCGGAGGAAUCAGACGCAUACCUUUCCAACUUCCUCAAAGUCUGCAAGAACACUUGCCGGCUCGCUUCGCCCGGCUUCAGCCGAAGCAGCACAAACAACAAAGAAAGCCACCCCUAUGGCGGUCUCCAUGUUCUCCGUGCGACGAUUCGUGAUCAGGAAGGCCGCAGUCACGUCUCAUGUGAUGUCAACUGUGUUGUGUACUGCUCUCCAUCAAGAUAA